This is a messenger RNA of Saprolegnia diclina VS20, 576 nucleotides long. RefSeq names its product Ham1 family protein. Gene Ontology annotation, cellular component: cytoplasm. Lineage: Eukaryota; Oomycota; Saprolegniomycetes; Saprolegniales; Saprolegniaceae. Gene Ontology annotation, molecular function: nucleoside triphosphate diphosphatase activity. Gene Ontology annotation, biological process: nucleoside triphosphate catabolic process. The transcript has a single exon. The record is from RefSeq and is a predicted model, not a curated record. Bases 1 to 576 code for a protein of 191 amino acids.
AUGGCGAAGCGCGUGGUGACCUUUGUGACUGGCAACAAGAAGAAGCUCGAGGAGGUCGUUGCGAUCCUCGGUUCGGACUUUCCGUUCGAGGUGCGCAAUGUGUCUCUGGAUCUGCCCGAGCUCCAGGGUGAGCCCGCCGACGUCUCGCGCGAAAAGUGCCGGCUCGCGGCCGCCAAGAUCCAAGGCCCCGUGCUUGUCGAGGACACGUCGCUCUGCUUCAACGCGCUUGGCGGCCUCCCGGGCGUGUACAUCAAGUGGUUCCUCGAGAAGACGGGGCACGAAGGCCUCAACAACCUCCUCACCGCGUACCCAGACAAGUCGGCGUACGCGCAAUGCAUCUUUGCGUUCAACGACUUUAGCGCGGGCGAGGCGACCGAGCCGAUCGUGUUUGUGGGCCAGACCCACGGCAAGAUCGUGCCGGCGCGUGGCACCACCGACUUUGGCUGGGACGCGGUCUUCCAGCCCGACGGGUUUGACCAAACGUUUGGCGAGAUGGACAAGGCGACCAAGAACACCAUUUCGCACCGGUACCGGUCGCUCGAGAAGCUUCGCGCGCACGCCCACACGACCAAGUAG